AACUUGCAGCGGUUCGGCGCGAAUAUCUUCAAAUUCAAAAUUAGAAAGUACCGCUAACAAAGCCUUGCGAGUCGUUUACCUUCCUACCUUGAGCACUACCGACUGUACCACUCGCGUCUCGCGGUUCCUGUUGACCAUUUAGUACCGUUGUCUGCGUCGUCGAAAGCACAAGAAGUGUCAGACUUUCAAGGAAUCGCUCGCGGUUUCAGCGUGAAACAAACUUGAAGCUCCUAUCUGUCAACCGCGAUCAAUGUUUCAACAAACUGAGUAUCACUCCUCCAAAGUGUUGCAUUUUCACCUGUCGUCAGUCUUAAAUGAUUAAGUUUCGACAGCCUAUCGACCAUGUUCACCAGCUCCGUCCGCCUCCCUUUGCUGCUCAUCCUGCUGCUCCUCGAAUUGGUAAUGGCUGAGUACAUCCCACCAGGACCUUCCUAUAGGUGUCCGAAAGACAAACUACUACUGCAUCCGUGCACGUGCGAUGUCGAAUCCGACUUCGGGAUCAGUGUCAGUUGCAAUAACACCAAUCUAGCCAGCAUGAGUAUCGGCCUGAACAAUCUGGCUACGUUUAGGUUGCCUAUCGAAAGGCUCACUAUCUACAGGUGUCAUUUCACUCGACUGUAUGGUAGUCUGUUCCACAAGUUAAUCUUGAAGGUGCUGCAUAUACUCGAUACUCCGAUAGAGGCCGUAGAAGAGCAUACUUUUCUUGGAAUCAACUACACUCUCAACGAGCUGUACAUAAGGAAUUCCAAAUUGAAGCAAUUUCCUGUUUCGGCUGUCAAGAUACUUGGCAACCUAACAGUCCUCAACAUAGAGAGCCAUCAAAUAACAGAGUUGCCAAAAGACUCGUUCGCCCUCUCUGACAUGGCAGGCACACUGAUGAGGUUCCACUUGACAGGCGGAAACCUCACUGCUCCUCCUCCCGAAGCCCUUCAGCCUUUGAGGAGGUUAAGGACUCUCGACUUGCACGGUAAUCAGAUUGCCGAGUUGAAAAGGAACCAAUUUAAGGGACUGAGGGACGUCGAAGUGCUGGAUCUUAGUUACAACGAGAUACCUAAAGUAGAUGCAAGUCACUUAGGAGAUCUCACCAAGAUGACGUGGUUCAACGUAUCUAACAAUCGUCUGACAGAAAUAACUAGGGGUGCGUUUGCAAGGAACACUGUCUUGAGGGUACUGAACAUGUCAGGAAACCGCAUCAAAAGACUGGAUCAGAAUUCGUUUAGGGGCAUGCGGUUUUUGAGAAGAUUGUACUUAUCUGACAACCAAAUAACAGAUGUAGGAAGAGGUACUUUCGGAACAUUGAAAAGGAUUGGAACUAUAGACCUGGCGCGUAAUGCUUUGAAGAAGAUUGACUAUCAGAUGUUUUAUCAACUAAAUUUCAUCGAGAUCUUGGACGUUUCCGAAAAUCAAGUGACAGAAAUUCAAAAAUUAGCCUUCAAGGAUCUCUAUUUAACGCACAUCGACUUAUCGAAAAACAAAAUACAUAAAAUAGAAAGCGGCGCUUUCGAAAACUGCGCUAACAUAACAAAGCUGGAUCUGUCUUUCAACCAAAUUGCAGCUUUGCCAAAGAAAGCAUUCGACGAAACCACAUAUGCCACGGAAUUGCAGCUUUCAUACAACUUGUUUGAAAAUAUGACACAGAUUCCACUACACAACAUGACGGGAAUCAAAGUGCUUAACGUAUCGCACAACCUGAUAACCACCGUCCCAAGAAAAACAUUUCCCAAGUUGUACGAACUCCACACGAUCGAUUUAUCGUACAACAAACUCACUGAUAUCUUUAACUCCGUCUUCCAAACGUUAUUCUCACUGCGGUACCUCAACCUGAGUCAUAACAGCUUGGAGAUGAUCAAACCAAGCACGUUUGGAGCAGUACCUACUCUUUUGGAGCUCGACAUGAGCUACAACAACAUCGACAGUAUCGUAAGGAGUGCUUUCACCAGAUUAUCCGGUACCAGAACACUAAAUCUACGAGGAAACAGACUGUCGUCAUUGUUCCAACUACCAAUAUCAGUAUCUCAUUUAGAUUUGUCUCACAACAAUUUCGACGUAAUUCCUCCGAAGAUGUGGCCCUCGAUGAAUUCGCUUCUGAGUUUGGACUUGAGUUACAACAAUUUGGGAGAUGGGUUUGAAGAUGGCAGUUUCUCUAGUUUGUUAACGUUGCAAAGGUUAAACUUGAACUAUAACGGUAUCAGGGAACCUCCAUGGGUGGCGUUGAGCGAGCUCACUUCUCUGCAGUAUCUUUAUAUGGAGGGUAACAAGCUGAGAAAGUUGAGCAGGAAUGCAUUCGGGAAACUUCCUGUAAUAUUUGAGUUGAACCUUGCGAAUAACAAUAUCCGUAACAUCAGCAGCAGAGCUUUUGAGGGGCUAUUACAGAUUCUUAAUUUGAACUUGACGAAUAAUAAUAUAACACAUGUACCUAAUGGAGCUUUCCAAGGAUUGGUGGCUCUACAAAAGCUCGAUUUAUCUCACAAUAGAAUAUCUAAGCUGGAUAAUAAAACCAAUAGCAUAUUUGAAGACCUAUUGUCACUUGAGAAGUUGAACUUAAGCCACAACAAGAUAACCUUCCUAUCGCGAAAAUCAUUUCCAAGCAAUCCUUAUAUCCCGUACAAGCUCACGGAAAUAGACCUAUCUUACAAUCUCAUGCCUGUUUUGACGAUGGAUAUCACCAUUGGUACUGGCAAACUCGAGAAGCUGAAUUUAUCGCACAAUGCAAUAGUCGAUAUCAGAGCAGGUGUCAUUGGUAACUUAACAAGACUGAAAAUCUUGGAUCUCUCCCACAACAAGCUGCACGACCUAAACGGCGAAGACAUAUUCAAUCUUCCGGACAAUGUAAGCGAAGUCUAUUUAGGAUACAAUUCGCUUAUGAAUCUUCCAUGGCAGCAUGUCACAUGUCUAAAGAAUCUGAAGGUUUUGGAUUUAAAAUACAACUCAUUCGAAAACUUUAGCCCGGAGCUGACAAAACUCGUUAUGGAAGACAAGAACGUGUACUUUGAAGGAAAUAACCUCAGAUGUGACUGUUUCCUCCGACCGCUGUCACGUCACUUAAAAUCUCAAAUGGAUCUGAAAGAUUUCUACAAGGCAAUUAAAUGCAGCAGUCCGCAAUACUUGGCAGAUCAAAACAUGUUCCAGAUACCGGAAGAAAGGCUAAAUUGUCCGGUGAAUGUUAACACUUCACAGUUGCUGGAGAGUAACCCGGAUGAUUACGAUAUUUUAACCGACCUAAGUUUCAGAGAACUUACUGCGAGAAGAGGAGUCUACAAGGUCCGUUGGCGUGUGAUGAAACAAAACGACAUCGCUGACAUUGACGUUUUCGUCAGAGACAUCCAAAACCCGAUUAACAUCGUCUACCAAACGACAGUCCCUUACAACAAGAGGGUGGUUGAAAUUGAUAGCACCAAAGACUUCGAUAACAGCAACAUGAAAGCGGGAUCUACCUAUCAACUAUGCUUGUUGGCCAAAAAUAGUAAUAAUACCGUCAGGAAAUUUUAUGAGAAACAGUGUCGGACGCUGGAUAUGGUAGUGACAUCUGGAGCUCAGUGUCUGGGGUCCGUCGGCGUUAUGAAUAGCAUAAUGGUUGUGAUUUUUGUUAGAUUUUUUGUUUUGUAAAUAUUUGUAAAUAUAGAUUUUAGUUAAUGUUAAUCUUGUCCGUUUUUAUCAUGUGAACGACCAAGAUUUUAUCGCUUCACUACUGUGGAAGUUUCUCCUGACUACAAGACCUCAAGACCGAUCUAAUCUUAAACGUUUUUAAAUUGGGUAAAAUAAAAGGC
Molecule: messenger RNA, 3767 nt
Organism: Acanthoscelides obtectus
Lineage: Eukaryota; Metazoa; Arthropoda; Insecta; Coleoptera; Chrysomelidae
Source: the annotation of a GenBank genome assembly